Molecule: messenger RNA, 784 nt
Organism: Paramecium octaurelia
Lineage: Eukaryota; Ciliophora; Oligohymenophorea; Peniculida; Parameciidae
Source: the annotation of a GenBank genome assembly
AUGUUAUUCUCAGUGAAUCUCUCAGUUAAGAACACUGAAAGUUUAGAAUGAAUUAUUUUUUUGAAACAAAUUGCUGUAGUUCUAAUUGAUAUAUUAAUAAUAAUACAUACAUACAUAAAAAUUCAUUUAUUCUAAAAAAUUUUUUUAUCAUAUUAAAAUGUGAGGGUCAGAUUUUAAUAAGAUCUGAUCGAACAGAGUAAUGCUCUGACCGAUGCGCUUGCUUCUCAAAACUCAGCUAUUUCUGUCUAGUCAAGUCCGAUCUAAACGGAUUAGUUGAGGUUGGGAUUAAAAAAGGGAUAAGGUAAUCGCUGUUAGGCAUCUGAGCCGCAGCCUAUUUCUAAUAAUGUGCUAGAGUCUUCAAAAUCUGUGAAUAUCCUAUGUUGGAACCUUUAAGGAUACUCCUACCGAAAAUAUGAGCAUCUAAAAACCUCCCACAUCAUUUUAGCUUAAGAGGCUAACUUGAUUGAUGGGAAGAAAGACUAUAAUGUAUAUGGCUACUAAAGCUAUAUUAAAGAAAGAAUUGGACACCCUCUAAUGACUCUGGUUAGGAAAAAAAUCCUUCCAGAAGAAUCCAUGAUCUAGAAACCCAAAAUAACUUAGUGUUUGAAGUCUUUUUCUCAAAAUUCUCCUUAUUAGUAGUAAAUAUCCACUUAACUAGUGGAUCUAAGAGAGAGUGGAAGGCCACUCUAGAAAAGUUUUAAUAUGCUCCUUCUAUAAUGGUGGAGAUAUUAACUAUUAAAUGAAAAAGAAUCCAAAUCCCUAUUAUGAUUUAAUAACUAAAGAU